Messenger RNA from Neurospora tetraspora, 1496 nucleotides. Its product is annotated as Pex19 protein family-domain-containing protein. Gene Ontology annotation, biological process: protein import into peroxisome membrane. The transcript has 3 exons. Bases 1 to 996 code for a protein of 331 amino acids. Gene Ontology annotation, cellular component: peroxisome; peroxisomal membrane. The record is from RefSeq and is a predicted model, not a curated record. NCBI's taxonomy places the organism in Eukaryota, Fungi, Ascomycota, Sordariomycetes, Sordariales, Sordariaceae.
AUGGCUUCGAAUAACGCCGGCGAUAUCGGCGGCGCAAAGGAGGAGGUCCCCAAGAAGGCCACCGUGGUUGACGAGUUCGACGACGACGUAUCCGACCCGGAUGAGGAUGACUUGGAUGACCUGGAUGACAUGCUCGAUGAGUUCGCUGCAGUAGACCUUCAAGCCAACAAGCCCUCGGGGCCAGCAAGGCCAGACGCCGCCGAGGCAGAUGAUGCCAAGGGGGAAGAUGAUGUCCUGUCCGAAGAGGAGUUUGCGAAGCAGCUGCAGGCCGGCAUGGCUGAUCUCCUCGGUGAUAUCGAUAACUCGCCUGAGCUACAAGCCCAGUUUGAGAGCAUAUUCAAGGAACUAGGUGCCGCCGCCGCUGCCUCGGGUGCCGAGACCCCAGGCAUCCCUACCCCUAAGGUCGCCGAGACCUCGACCAAGACCCCUCCCUCCUCUUCUCGCAGAGCCUCUGCCUCGGCUUCCCCAUCGAGCAAGAAUGCGGAAGCUUCUUUCCAAGAGACUAUCCGACGGACCAUGGAGCGCAUGCAGACAUCUGGCGAGCAAGCCACGGCCGCUGCCGCAGCUGAGGGUUCCGAUGACUUCCUUGCUGAGCUGCUCAAGCAGAUGCAGUCGGGUGGCCUUGAAGGUGAGGGGAGCGAGGAAGAGUUCAGCAAGAUGCUUAUGGGAAUGAUGGAGCAGCUCACGCACAAGGACAUCCUGUAUGAACCUAUGAAGGAACUGCACGAGAAGUUUCCUGGCUGGCUGGAGAAGAACCGGGCGACGACGUCCAAGGAGGACCUGGAGCGGUACGAGUUGCAGCAGAAGCUCGUGAGCGAGAUUGUGGCCAAGUUUGAGGAGCCCAACUACGCGGAUACGAGCAAGGAGCACCAUGAGUACAUCGUGGACAGGAUGCAGAAGAUGCAAGAUGCUGGCCAGCCUCCCAACGACUUGGUCGGAGACAUGCCCUCUGCCCAAAAUCUCGACCUCCCCGACGAUCAAUGCACCCCUCAGUAAUUGUCUCAACACAUCAAAACAAAAACCUGCAGCGAGUAUGAUACCAUGAAGAGUUGGCCGCCAUCGAAAAAUGUUGGGCAAUUUAUUAUUAUGUGCCCGUAUAUGUAUUGCCAUCUCAAGAGCAGCGCUAGAGUAUGAUGAUAUAGAGUACUUAAUGAGAUCAUUAACUUUAGUGAUCCUUCACACCCUAGAGUGGACCAACCCGUAUUCCUGUUACAUAUACCCUUCUAAUCCGAAAAUCAUUAUUGGCCGUGUUCCUUUUGUGUCUCGAAACCCAAUCAACCCUUUAUGAGUGUAGCCGGAACUCCUUGUCCUAUGCAAAUGCAAGCUAUGAAGCCAAUAUGUGUCCCACGAUAUGAACGAAGCGCAAGAAAUAUCAUCAACCGUCCCGAUGAUAUUCACCCUCCCAUCUCCACGUCGUCCUGACUGUGGUGAUGAUGCUGUAUCCCCGGAUCACCACCACCAUUCGGCUGUUGCUGCUGCUGCCCUUGUUGUUGUUG